AUGGCUGCUUGCCCGCGGAAAUUUGACUCUUGUGAUCAAUCUCGGAUCAAACCGUGGAGCUUCCUCAGACAUAUCCUUGAUGCCAGCAUCUCACUGAGACGAUACCGCAAUACCACACAUGCUACAGACUGGCCCAUUACACACUCAAAACGACUUCGGGCAGCAAUUGCUUGCAUUUACCCCGUCAGCAACAUUGCAUGCUGUCUAGCCAUUCCCAACCAACCCCACGCGCAGAGACUUGCCGCAUUUCGCGGCCGAUACAGUACUUUUGUGACCUUCAACCUGAUUCUCACGAUGUUGUUUGCACUCUGGAACAAUCCACUCAUCUGGCUCCUUCACACCAGCUACGACACUUUCAACUUCUUUCAUCGAUGGACAGCACGCCUCUUUCUCCUGCAAUCACUGGUCCACGUUUUCGUUUUCGUUAUCAACACGUACCAUGUCGUUUACAAUGAGCAAGCAGGCUGGCAGAGUAUCGAAUGGGUGUUUGAACACUCGCUUUCAUACCAAUGCGAACUAACCCACUUGAUCGCAUUCACGCUCAUUACCGUCCUCUUCAUCAACCCCCUCUGCCACGCCCUAUACGAAACCUUCCUCUCGCUGCAUCGUCUAGGCGCCGUCAUCGCCAUAGCAGGUCUAUACGUGCACAGCAGCCAGCACGCACUCCCGCAACUGUCCUGGAUCUCCUUGGCCAUCGGGCUCCUGGCCGUGGAAUACUUCGUGCGCAUACUGCCUGCCAACUUUCGCUGGAGGGGGCAAACCUGGACGCAGGUGACAAUCGAGGCACUACCGGGCGAAACGACGCGUUCGUCCGGGUAUGCACGACUGGGGCAGAAAAAGCCCCCUCUGAGAUUUCGGCAAGAGGAUUUCAAGAUGGAGCGGGGGUCAAGUACCAUAUCCUGUGUCAUCCGGGCUAGAAGCGGUAUGACGCGCUCGCUGUACGAGUUGGCAGCUUCCAUGAAAGCCGGGGGCGUGUGCUUGUGGGCUGCAGUGGAGGGCCCUUAUGAUGGAUUCCACUCGCUCGAUGCAUACGACACCAUUGUACUGUUCGCGGGGGGAAUCGGUAUCACGCAUCAUCUACCCUUUGUACGACAUCUACUAGCGGGCUACAGCGACGCCAGUAUGCGCGUGCAGGAUCUCGGUCAUAUGGUGUGUUGCCAGUAUCGAUGCGGUUGA
Molecule: messenger RNA, 1176 nt
Organism: Plenodomus lingam JN3
Lineage: Eukaryota; Fungi; Ascomycota; Dothideomycetes; Pleosporales; Leptosphaeriaceae
Biological process (GO): intracellular iron ion homeostasis; iron ion transport; copper ion import
Cellular component (GO): plasma membrane
Molecular function (GO): ferric-chelate reductase activity
Source: RefSeq, a predicted model, not a curated record